AUGGGGUGCGACCCAGUUGUACACCUUGCCAAGGUCGAGAGUGUCAAUGGCCCUUGGGCGAGCACGAAGCUCAAUGGCUUAGAGAGCCUGGCGAGUCGUUUCCAUUCCCAUCUUUCCAACGAUGUUGAGGUAGAAAAUCACCAGCGCAACCUCAAUUUCGUAUCUACGGAUAUCCCAGAGAAUGCUCUCCAGGACAUUCAGGUCUUCCGUCUGUUCAGACACUAUAAAGACCAUCUAGCCUCCUGGUAUGACCUUAAUGACAGCCAUCGACAUUUCACGGAUAGGGUGCCUGUGAAAGCGCGAUCUAGUCCGCUUCUCUUGAGCGCAAUCCUAGCCUUUUCUGCAAUCAGUCUGCAUAAUUCCAGCUCCGAAUCUCUGGCUGAUGUGGCCGAAUUUUAUCAUCUUGAAAGUGUGCGAUACUUAUUGCAAAUCACGCGCAAUAUUGAAGAUGUCGUUUCGAAUGGCGAGGUGCUAGCGGCAAUAUGCCUUUUGCGUUCCUUUGAAAUCAUUUCACAAGAUCUCAGCUCCCAGAGCCAUCUGCAGGGAUGCUAUUCCAUAUUGGCCAGCAAUUCGAUCAAUUUAGAUUCGCUAUCAAGUCUAGCCCGAGCUGCAUUCUGGAACUAUCUCAGAGAAGACAUCACCGUCGCGCUAAUCGAGCGCCGAAAGCUAAUGAUCGAGCUACCCGAUGAGCAUAUUCCCAGAAAUCCAGUCACUGAUGACGAAUACGCGAAUGUUGUUACCAUCAUCCUUGGACAAAUCAUCAAUCGAUGCUUCGGUGAUGGUACGAGUUCUCUACAGCAGCUUUUGCUUGACCAAGUUAAUCUGGAAACUUGGAAACACAGCCUUCCUCAUUCCUUUACGCCUAUUUUGAAUCACACCUUAGCCGAAAAGGGCGAGAAAGCUUUCCCGUUCAUGGGUACUCUUCAUGGCUGGCAUGCGGCGGCUAUUCAAUAUUACCAAACCGCAAUGAUUAUCUUGAGACUUUCGAAGCCUAAUCAGCAAGCAAUUUCAGUGAUCGAUAACUUAGAACAAAUUACGGAAUUGAAUCGCGAGCUGGAGAGCCGCAGUACUGAGAUCUGUGCCUUGGCGCUUUCAAGCGAAUCGCAAGCUGUAUGGAUCAAUUCUUUUGGUCCGAUUGCAUUUUGUGGAUGCUGGCUUCGAGACCAGAACAAAUUCCGGGAUAUCAUCAGCGGCGUGAAAGACUGGGGUUCUCGGACGGGAUGGCCAGUCUCUGAUAUAAUCAAAUCCUUGCAGGAAAGCUCUUCAUAG
Molecule: messenger RNA, 1269 nt
Organism: Penicillium manginii
Lineage: Eukaryota; Fungi; Ascomycota; Eurotiomycetes; Eurotiales; Aspergillaceae
Exons: 5
Coding region: 1-1269 (422 amino acids)
Biological process (GO): positive regulation of transcription by RNA polymerase II
Cellular component (GO): nucleus
Molecular function (GO): transcription cis-regulatory region binding; DNA-binding transcription factor activity
Source: RefSeq, a predicted model, not a curated record